Messenger RNA from Microthlaspi erraticum, 351 nucleotides. NCBI's taxonomy places the organism in Eukaryota, Viridiplantae, Streptophyta, Magnoliopsida, Brassicales, Brassicaceae. The record is from the annotation of a GenBank genome assembly.
AUGGCGAGCCCUGCCAAAAUCGUGCCAUGCAGAGCCACCUUGAAGGAGAACUCACUGAAGGAACCUAGAGGGCGGAAGGAGACAGAUCUGAGGUGUUUCGGUACAGCAGAUAUCCGACCAGGCAAAUCUACUCCGAUCGGUCUGAAACUCGUGAACUUUAAUGGUGUUUCCCGUCGACUCGGAGCGAACCAGGAGCCAAUCUACAUAUCAUCGGAAAGCCCGCGAACACAUCUUUCCAUAGCCGUCAAGAUCUUCCCGAUCCGAGAGAGCUACAAUGACAUUCAAGAAGAGUUCUGGAACCAUGCGCAAGGCGAGGAGGACAAUAUACCAGUUCCCAUGUGCAUCAUUUAA